CUGUGAGUAGUGGUGGUUAGUACAGGCCACCACCGCUCUCGGGUCCAUGUACAUGUUCUCGCCACCAUGGUCAGCUACAACACGACGCGGUACAUGAAUGAGCUUCUAGACAAACAUGCUCCCGACCCACCAUCGUUUACUGUUCGUCUCUAUCCCGAGCACUGGACAAUCGGUGGUUCCAGGUUUCUAUACAACAACCAGAUGGCGUCUCUACUAGACGACAUACAGGCUCAGCGGAUACCCAACGACUUCCUUGAGUUGUUUGAUUCGGCUAAAGUCGCCUUCUAUGAUGGGUGCAUGAUUGUAGAGCUACUUGAUUACCGUCCACUAAGAGUCAAAGAUCCAGUACUAGAAACACCCGAACGGACCAGGGUCGUACUAACCCCCAAUGCGGAAACACUGUGGUCCGAAAUAUGUCUUAUGAACCAGAAGAACGGUUUCCAUUGGACAGACCAAGACGCGCUCGAGGUCGAGUCCAAAAUUCUUCUGGCGACUGCGCCACCGUUAUGUUUGGACCCUGAUCCUCACCUAACUCGGAUAGCUAACAGCAUCAUGCGCGUAUCCGCUCCGACACCUCCGGUAUCCUUGAAACGAAAGGCCGCUGUCAUGGAGGAAGAGGACGAGCUCGAGCGUGCGCGCCGGGCCAAGAUCAUGCAGUACAUGAACCCGAGGAUCAAGCCUGUGGUACCAAGUUACCGCAUACUGGAUGUGAUACAGCGGACAAAAAUGCAACGCGUUCAAGCACCUGCACAGGGUACCGCCGCACCAGCGACUCAUCCGAUACCAGUGGCCGCCCAACCAACAGCUCCGGCGCUGACUGCACGACCUCCUUCGACUCCAGCUCCAGCUCCUUCCGGGCCUGCUUCUACCCCUACACCCCCUGUACCAGCUGCUACAGCUUCCCCAGAGGCGAGGAGGAAGAUUAAAAGAUCGGAGUCUAGCCAAUCUCCUCUUUUGGCAAGACCAUCGUCUACAUUGCCGCCUAAUAUACCUCCACAUGUGCAAGUUUACCAUGCUCAGGUUGGUCGGAAUACUCCGCCAUCUCAUACCCCACGACCACCGUCUUCGGCAACAAUCGCUUCCAGUCCCAUUGUCGCCGAGAAGCGUCCUUCAUCAGCCAUGAAGCACGGCCAGGUACAUCCAACCCAGCAAGCUCAACAUCCUCACACACAACCACAUGCCUCUCCAGUGCCGCAACCUCGACAGCAACAAUCCAAUGCUGCUUUACAUGCACAGGCGAACGUCACUGCUGUUAAUGCUACCAAUUUUCUGGUCCAGCAAGCCAAGGUCAAGACGGCAGCACCCGCGACUCCAGGGGUACCCGCGCAUCAGACGCCGAUGGUGUACAACUACUACGCCGCUCAGCAACAUCUAUUGGCCCAACAGAGAUUAGCUGCACAAGCGCAAGCGCAAGGCUCUAGCACACCGGUUCCUCAAAUGAUGCCGAAUACUGUAGCAACUCCGCAACAACGAAGCAGUCCCAUGGUCACAGCUCAAAAUUUGGUCUCACGUUCUCCGAUGCCCAAUGCUCAACAGCAGCAACCACAUACAGGUCAUCCGCAACAGCAGCCGUAUAAUAACUUCAAUGUGCAGGCAUACGCGGCUCAGAUGCGACAGCAUCCACAUUUCGUCCAGCAUCAACUUGUCAACAAUGGAACACAAAGUCAUGCAGCGGGUGGACAGCAAGGGCAACACCCACCGACUACGCAUGACCAAGCACAACAGCAGGCCGCUAUCAUGGCUCAAUUCCCGAUGUACGGUUACCCAAUGAAUAUGCAGCAGCGGCAGAACCCUCAAAUGUAUUGGCCUGUGGGGAUGGGCAGAGGUAUGCCAGUUGCGAAUGCGCAACACCAAAUGGCUGGGAUGGCGGGCCACCCGCAGCAGAUGCCACUAGGUGCUGGCAGGGCUAUACCUGGAGGGAUGCAAGGGUCAUGACGCAUGGAAGCAACCUCAGUUUUUUUUGUGUAUCUGUAUCGUAUAGAUUAUUCGAGUAUGUAUGUAUCAUAUAAUGGUCGGGACUUGGUGAUCCUCUGUAGUUUCUGUAACUUAUUCAUUUCUUGUUUCAGCGAUUUUUAUAUAGCACUUACUUCUGUCUACCGUAUUGUGCGUUUCUUAAUGGUGAGGUUAUAUGACACCGUCAAGGAGCUUCUGGACGUCGAUCAGAUGCUUCCGGUCCAAUCGACGACACCACACUUGUCAAAUGCAGCACAGAGAAAACUUGGAAGGAUUCCGCGAACCUAAUCGACGUCGACCGGCCCACAAGGGACACCCUCUACCAUAUACAUGCCUUUUCUGGUUAUUGCGGUCGUCGAGUUCAUAACGCAAUUGCUCGUGGUUGUCUAUCACGUUAGAAGAAGUAUAGUACAGACCAGGACAUUGCGGCGCGUGGGUGAGAAGGCGCAGCCUGAGCGUGCGCUGCCAAGGGAAUGAAUACGGCAGGCUGAU
Somion occarium is the source of this 2445-nucleotide messenger RNA. NCBI's taxonomy places the organism in Eukaryota, Fungi, Basidiomycota, Agaricomycetes, Polyporales, Cerrenaceae. The record is from the annotation of a GenBank genome assembly.